AUGGCUCUACCCAAGCGAGCGUGGUCGUCAUUAGGUCCUGCAACUUCCCUCGGUCUCCUCCUCAUCGGCACCUCUCUCUUGCUUGCCGCUGGAGCCGACGAUGGAACGCUGCGGAUUGACUGCGGAAGCAUGGUCGAGAGCGGCGUGGCAGCGGCAGCGGGAUUCAUGGCGGACCAAUACACGUCGGACGGCACGCCCUUCACCAUCGCGCCGGGCUCCACCAACGCCGCCAAUCUUACGGCGACGCUCUCCCCUGCUGAGCUCACGGGCCGCGCCUUCUCCAACACCACCGGCGGUUGCUACAAAAUCCCGCGUGCCAAUGGCACCUACUUAGUGCGGCUCGGCUUCGCGUACCUAAACUUCGACAAGCAGGCGAACCCGCCCGUGUUCAACGUGACGGCUCAGGGCGUGCCUGUUCUGACGAUUAAUUUGAUGACGGCGGAAGGAAUGCAGAAUAAUGAGACGGCGAAGACGGCGACGGCGUACUACCGCGACUUCAUGGUGUUCACGGAUACGGGAUUCCUCGACGUGUGCCUCGUGCCCUUCUCCUCCUCCGUCCAGCCUGCCUUCGCGAACCCCUUGGAUGCCAUCCUCUCCUUCCCCCCAGACACCCAGUCGCGCACUCCGCUGCUUAACACCCUCGAGGUCUUCCCCACCCCCAGCACCGUGUACCAGGGCUUGCCCAAAAAAGAAGGCGUGAUUCUCGCGAACGCCAUGCGAGUCAACAUUGGAGGGCCGACCGUCGGGCCGGACAUGGUGGGGCGCGUGUGGGACGCCGACGACCGCUCGUUCCUGCCGCGGAGCUUCCGCGCGACGAACGCGACGGUGAACAACACGGACGACCCGGACAACUUCUGGCCGCAGAGCAUGCUGCGCACGUACCGCGAAUCCAUCAACGUGGAUAGUGCGGCCGGCACGGAGAUGCAGUACUCGGGUCUCGUGGUCCCCAUGGACCCCACCAACCUCUUCCUCGUCAUCCUUAACUUCAUGGAUCCUAACCCCGCCGCCAAGCGCGGCCAGCGCUUGAUGGAACUGCAGCUGUCGUGGGGCGACGGUCAGACGAUCGCCAUUGGCCCUCCGCCGGACACGCUGGACAUCGUUAACUUCACGCAGCCGUUGACGGCGAUGGCAGUGACGCACGUGGUGGCGAUGGAGAACCCCUUCUCGUACUUCCAGAGCGUGGCUGUGGACCUGCGCGCCAGCAACAAGAGCCUGCCCGCCGUGAUCAGCGGCAUGGAGGUGUAUGAAGCCAUCCCCAUUGCCCUGCCUCCCCCUGCUGCCGCUGAUGCUGGCGCUGAUGCUGGCGCCCGCAGAGCUCGCCCCAUGACGCUAACAGCAGAGGAGGCGCAUGUGUUGCCCCCUCCUCCCCCGCCUCCUGCGACCAGCAGUGGCCUGUCAGGUGGAAGCAUUGCUGCAAUCGUGAUGGGUGUGCUGCUGGGCGUGGUGCUGAUUGCAGGGGGCGUCUAUUUUGUCAUCCAGCGCAAGAAGAACCCAACGCCUUUCACCAAAUUCGGUUAG
This is a messenger RNA of Closterium sp. Naga37s-1, 1518 nucleotides long. Lineage: Eukaryota; Viridiplantae; Streptophyta; Zygnematophyceae; Desmidiales; Closteriaceae. The record is from the annotation of a GenBank genome assembly.